Phytomonas sp. EM1 is the source of this 3771-nucleotide messenger RNA. NCBI's taxonomy places the organism in Eukaryota, Euglenozoa, Kinetoplastea, Trypanosomatida, Trypanosomatidae. The record is from the annotation of a GenBank genome assembly.
AUGGCUGAGCUAAGAGAAUUUUUCAUUCCAAACCGAAUAUCUGAUCUCGAGAAUGCGUCGAAGACGGGUGAAUUGCAUUACUACGUCGAUAUGGCAUCAGAAUUUGACGUGCCAGGUCGCCAACAGCUAGAUGAUCUGACACGUCUGUUUGAUUCCUUGUGUCGUGAGAAAUCUCCGACAGCUCUUUUUUCAAAACGAGAGCUUUUUUAUCCUCUGUAUUCAUAUAUCAAAGGGCUUACUAAUGAGGGCUCUGACGUGCAGGUCACCAAGGCAGCACGACAUAAAAUUUGCCACGAAGUCGGUGAACGCAUGAAAAAGGUUCUCGAGGUGACGUUGAUCUUUUUAAAGAAAAAGAGGGACAAUGUGGUCCCCUCUAACGCGACCCUAGAGAUUUGUCUGAGAUCGACUCUUAAAAUGUACGUAUUUAUCCUGUGCAAUAUAUUAAUGUCAGUCGCUCCUCCACCUGAAGAUGAUGAAGGUGGCUUUGCCAGUAUAGCUACGCCAUCACAGCGCCGUGGUACUCGUCGGAAAAGGCGGCUCGGUGACUCCGAAGCUGGAUUUGGCGAUGAUGAAAGUGGAGUUGACAUGGACGGACGAGAAUUAGCGCUUACCUCUCUUAUUGAGCUAUGCUCACCUGAAAUUAUGGCAUUGUGGCCAGACAAUUCCCUCGAAAGCGGGACACUCAACCUUAUUAUGAAAAUGAUUUUAAGGAUGAUCACUCAGAAAUCAAACGUCCAGAAUGACGCUUUAUCGAUUGUCAGUGCUUUAGUUUUGUUAUUGGCGCGUACAACAUUGUACAUGCUAGCGAAUAAUCAAGCUUUAAAUCCUUUUGACGUUGUCGCUCCACUGUUGGAGCUUUGCUUAAAAUCUGAAAAUGCUGCUUCAUUUUUGUCCAAGUUUGUCGCCGACUUGGAGCAGGAGGAUACAUUUGGUUCCUUGACAGAACAAAUCAUCAGAGCGUUUUUCGAAAACCUGGUGCAUGCUGCUCUUUACGAAGCAGUUUCCGAUGGAGUCGCAGGUAAAAAUGUAUCCCUGUUUCUUACAGAAGUAUCAAGGCGUAGCGUGAGUAUCACUGUAAAAGUGGCUAGUGCCAUCCUUCCCUGCAUUCAGAGCGAAAAUUACGACAUCCGGAAGGCGGUUAUUACAUGUCUUGCUGAGAUGAUCUUGCAGCGUUACACAACCUCAGCUAUCACUCCUGAGGAGGGGAUAAAACGCAAUGAGUAUUUGAAUGAGUUGCUUUUCCGUAUCAUGGAUGUAAACGCAUUCGUGCGUAACCACACCUUGCGCACAUGGGAAAAACUGGCUGAGGCCAAGGCGGUCCCGAAACGCUACCACAUUGCACUUACAGAGGCUGUUGUUGGAAGGCUGGAAGAUAAAAACUACCUCGUGCGCGACUCCUCUAUGUCUGUAGUGUCCUGUAUUUUGAGGAAAAACUGGUUUGGCCAUGUACUUAACGCCGCCCUUAUUCUCAGUAAACUUGAGGAAGCGAAGACUGAAGUAUUGGCAAAGUUUACAAGCGGUGAAUCUGAAGUAAAAAAGCACCUUUCUUUUUUGAGGAAAGAAUUUCGUCCAACCAAUGAAGUCCUUGAUGAUUCAUUGGAAGCGAAUACGGAAAAUGAGGAAGAGCUAAAUGAAGGGGAUGAGGCAUGGGAGGACUCUAGAACUCUAACAAAUGAACAAAUGGCAGCAUUGAGCAAGGUACUUUUCUAUGAAAAUGCUCUUUGCUUUGUGGAGUUGAUAAAGGAGGCCCUUCAACACGCUACAACGCUGCUAGACAGCCGAACGGAACGUGAUGUCUUUGAAUCAAUUAAACUUAUUGUUGCUUGCUCCGAGUAUCGCCUUGAAGAUUCCACUAAGGCCUUUAGAAAAGUUUUAGUCAUGGUGUUCGAAGGAGAAGUCAAAAUUCAGCUCGCUGUGCGAGAUGCAUUUGCCGAAGUCGUUUUUGCAUCUUUUAACCGACUUCCCGGCUCUACUGCAACCCGUGCUACUGCAAGUGCGCAGCGACUUAUCAGCAUGCUAAUUGACGCCACAGAGGGGGAGAUGAGUGCGGUGGAUCGCAUUUUUAGUUUGCUAAAGCUAAAUACAGCGUACACUCGGUUUCUGUCAGGCCCCUUUAUGGAUGCCAUUUGGGGAGUCGCGGAAGGUUCCGUGACUCAGGAGGCCACGAUGAACGACUGUCGGACUGCCAUGCGCAUUUACAGCCUACUUUCUAAAUACUUUUGGAAGGAUCUUCAAUUGAGGAAGGAGAGCAUUUUGGAGUUUCUGGAGUCUGCCACCCAUAAGGAUAAUAUUCUUCUUUCUUACGUCUUUGCGGCGCUUCAGUGCGAGGCAUUGGACCCACAAUUUCGACCCAUAUCAUCAACUGAAAAUCCCAAGACCCACCGUGUUCUAAAGCAUCUCGUUACGCACCUCUGCCGCAAGACCACCGCUAUUGCAUCUUGGAUGUGUCUCGCUAGGGCUUCCGUGAACGCUAUUCAUCACUUGUGCGAUGUUCCCGUAGCCAUUUACAAUUACGUCUUGGAGUAUUUUGGCUCCUGCAUGGACACAAGAAGCGACUGCAACACCAAGACCCAGCUUCUUUUUCUUGUGGGGCAAACUGCUUUCAAGCAACUGGUUGCCGUUGAGUCUGCGGAACGCCAACAGCUCAAGGCUCUUGAAGAGCUGACCAAAACGCCUAAUAACAACAAAAACAAUGUGACGGAUUCCAUGCAGAAGGAGCUUGGGUUCGGUUCGUAUGAAUUUAAACGUCACACUGUACACGAGCUAGCACAAAGGCAGAGACGUGCAAUUCUUUCAGUGGGUUCUAUUUGGCACAAGUUUUCCAAAGAAGUUGUAUCUGUUUGUUGUCAAAAGCGGAGUGUUUCAGCUAGUAACUGUCCUCUUGAGCGUGUAUGCGCUGUUAUGACGCUUUGCCAGCUGAUGAUUGUCGAUGAGGAUUUUUGCAGGGAACAUCUCAACAUUAUUUUGACAAUUCCAUCAGACAGGCGCGAGCCGUGGGUCGUGAAGACAAAUAUUGUGAUUGCCCUUGGGGACCUUGCCUGCGUGCACCCCAACCUUCUGGCGCCAUAUCUGAGCGUGCCGACUACUGGACUCUUUAAGAUGCUGGCGGAUGAUGAUGAGCGAGUACGAGCCGUCACUAUUCAAGUGUGCUCGCAUCUGGUGUUGGGCGAAAUGCUACGUGUUCGCGAUCACUUGUACGCUAUUGUUAGGCUAGUCGCUGACCCCAACGAGACGAUCUCUAGCAACGCGGUAACAUUUGUGCAAAACCUCGCUAUGAAGGAAAAGGAAAAGAUCGGCAACCUCAUCCCGCCUCUAGUGUCUCAGCUUAGCAGCUUGAUGCCAAGUGAUAAAUUCCAGCUUGCUGUGCGAACACUUUUGGAGCGUGUGGAAGGGGACAAACCAACCGACUCACUUGUUGAGCGUCUUUGCCAGCGUUUUGAAGCAUUUUCGGAGCGGAGUAUCAAGAAGCGGCAGCUGGCUCGAAAUUUGGCCUUUUGCUUGAGUGAGCUUAACUACACCACGGAUCGCUCCAUUAAGCGCAUCAUGUCUGAAGCAUGUUAUCAGCAGUACCGUCACUGGUUGCGUGACCCAGAAGUGCUCCAGUUGUUCAAAUCCAUCGCUAUAAAGGCAAAAAAAUCUGGUCGUGUUGGGGCAGAAAGGCGCGACAAGAGCGCUAUUGAGGAGUGGGAAUCCAGGAUGGUUGCCGACCUUUGCACUGAAAGUUCUCAAGAAGGAACUGAGUGUCUUAAUGACGUGGAUAACGAACAAUAG